Molecule: messenger RNA, 1597 nt
Organism: Patiria miniata (bat star)
Lineage: Eukaryota; Metazoa; Echinodermata; Asteroidea; Valvatida; Asterinidae
Product: C-factor-like
Exons: 7
Coding region: 405-1157 (250 amino acids)
Source: RefSeq, a predicted model, not a curated record
CAGUCAUGCGGGCCACUUGCUCUAUCUAUGUGUGGAGGAAUGUCCCCAUUAUAACCCGUGCUUAAACGCCGUCCCCCGCAGAAUAGCAUGCAUUAUUGUUGUAGCCUUUUGAGUCAUAUUGUAUGUGAACCUGUAGGUUUGGACAUCAAACGUUUUUGCUCGAAGUGUUUGGCCAGCUAGUCCGACCGACCCGAACCUGUAGCCUACCCGUCUGUGGGCCGGUGAUGUGUUAUGGACUCUGCCUCCGCACAAUUAUUACAAGUGCGAUAGCGUGUACCCGACUACAGGCCCACUGUAAGGAGAAAGGACGUGUUUGAAACUGGGCGUACGUCAGCAAAGGGUAUACUGACUGGUUAGAUAUAAUAAAGAUUAGCGAAGUUCACACUAAGCUUUUUGGCAGUAAGAUGUUUUCCGUUCUGGUCACGGGAGCCAGCCGAGGUAUCGGACUCGAGUAUGUCCGUCAGCUUCUGGCUUUAUCUAGUCCACCACAACACGUGUUUGCGUGUUGUCGCUCGCCAGAAAAUGCUGAGGAUUUGCAAGGCAUUGCCAUGGAAAAUCCUUCAGUGAAAGUUGUACAGAUGGACGUCACUAAAGAAGACGACUUUCCAGCAGCGGUGAGAGAGGUGGAUGGCGUGGUGGGCGAGAGAGGACUGACUGUUCUCAUCAACAAUGCUGCUAUCUUCUCGGGCCACACUUGCGAGACAGCAACCUGCGAAGACUCGGUGCACCUCUACCGCGUGAAUGUCAUCGGACCAAUGUUGGUUACCCAGGCAUUUCUGCCCGCCUUGAAAAGGGCAGCAGCGCUGACAUCGAGUGACGACACGACAAUGAGCAUGCAAACGGCCGCCGUGGUCAACAUGUCUUCGGUAAUGGGGAGCCUCGCAAGCACCAAAAACGGAAAGUCUGCAUCCUACAGGAUGACCAAGGUAGCAGUCAACAUGCUGACCGUCUGCAUGGCCCACGAUUUUGCUUCGUAUGGUAUCCUAGCCGUGGCCAUGCAUCCUGGGUUAGUCAAUACAGACAUGGGCAAAAGACACGCCGGGAAACUCAGUCCAAAGGAAAGCGUCUGUGGCAUCUUAGACACACUGCUGAAGCUUCGAGGAAGACAGGCAUCGGGGAAGGCGUACCAAUGGAACGGCCAAAUACUGGCUUGGUGAUGCCCCUGCCUGGACGAGCAUUGCUGCACACCGUGAUGUGCUGUCAAGUUUUGAUAAUAAUGGUCCGUACAAGAAGUGAGGAUUUCAGUUCUUAUUUAGAGGUAAAAAAGGGUGAAAACGGUAACUUUUUAAAUAUUUUCAGGAAAAAUAUCUUCAGGUAAAGAUACCCGUUGAACUUUGAAAAAUGAAUUGAUUGUUCGUGCUUGGACUGACAAUAUGCUGCGUAUAAGCGGAAAUCAUUUUGCUUAUAUGAGGUAUUUUUUUUUUCAUUUUGCUUAUAUGAGGUGUAAUGAAAAAAUAAUAAGAUGAAGAUGGUGGCUCUAUGAUCUUCAGGAAAGAGAGUUAAAGAAUACCAUUAGAACCGCGAGAUUUCUUUUGUGCACGCGCUUGGACUGGCAACUAAAAGACUUUGCGCUGUGAAAAAAAUCCUCUAUAAAAAA